Molecule: messenger RNA, 4435 nt
Organism: Actinia tenebrosa (Australian red waratah sea anemone)
Lineage: Eukaryota; Metazoa; Cnidaria; Anthozoa; Actiniaria; Actiniidae
Product: gamma-aminobutyric acid type B receptor subunit 2
Biological process (GO): gamma-aminobutyric acid signaling pathway; G protein-coupled receptor signaling pathway
Cellular component (GO): G protein-coupled receptor heterodimeric complex; membrane
Molecular function (GO): G protein-coupled GABA receptor activity
Source: RefSeq, a predicted model, not a curated record
UCAUCAUUAGCUGAUUGGAUUUUCAAGAGCAUCGAAGAUCAUCUAGUAGUUUUAUAAAGAGGUUUAGUCCUUGGAUGAAACUUUCAAAAUAGACUGUGUACUUUUUUAGAACCGGAAUUUCAAUCUCUAAGGCACCAUAUUAUUCUACGCGCUCUUUUGCUUCCGGGAACUACGUCAGUCUGAUAUUACACAAUAAACAUUACCUCCAAUGACAUCGAUGUUUAGUCGACUGGUCAAAAGGAUUUAGGGUCUUAUACUUGAACCAACACAGUACAGAGACACUGGAGAACUUCCAAAUUGCGUUUAAGAUUGUCGAGUCUCCUAAACAUAUGAAGUAGGUGUUUUGAAUGUCGUACAUUUGGUCUAUGCUGCGUUGCCCCAAUGGAGACUUGGGUUGGAACCGUUUCUCCACAAAAGAGAGUGAAACCUAGAUCUGUUAUUUCUUGAACUACAAGAUAUUGCGUUUGUCUCGGAAACAAUUCAUUCUACGCACGGUCGACAUAGGUUAGGAAAGUCGAGCGGCGCCUAUUUUCAAGACAACUUAGUGAGUCAAGGCGGGAAGCUUCCAACUGGUUAGGUGGCAAAUCAUUGAAGAUUAUAUUGUUGCACAAGAAAAAGAAGACGACGACGAAGACAUUUUCUUGACCUACGAAAGUAACACUCCAAAUUUUUACAGCCAGAAGGGAAAGACGUUAUACUAGCGAACACUUGUAAAAACAUUUUGGCGGAAAUGGAAUUCUUUUCUGCUUAUAAAGGGAGCUUUUUCAGAACAGCUUUAACGGUUUUGAUUGCAACGCUUCUAAAACACCAUAAAGAAGUCGAAGGGACGAAGAUUCCGAUUCACAUCGGAGGGUUUUUCCCUUUGAGUCCAAACAAGGCCUCUGUUCCAGGAAAUGCCCUGCUUGCUGCUGCUCAACUAGCGCUUAAACAUGUGAACGAAUCCGACAUUCUUGUAGGCUACGAGCUGAAAAUGAUCAUCAAGGAUUCAAAGUGUGAUCCUGCUUAUUCUGCUAAUAUGUUUAUGGAUCUCAUGAUGGACAAGCGUCCCGUUGUCAUGGUACUGGGUGCAGCAUGCUCUGACGUCACAGAACUUCUAGCCGAGCUGUCCGCAUAUCGAAAUCUUGCGCAGAUAUCAUAUGCCUCGCGUUCUCUGGCGCUUUCAAACCGUAAAAAGUUCCCAACUCUCUUCCGUACUCUGCCAUCUGAGUCUGCGAGGAACCUGGCACGAGUGGCAUGGAUCAAGCACUUUGGGUGGAAAAACAUUGCUCUGCUGUACGAGAACACAGGUGGUGACGUGGCGUCCCAGUCCAACCACCAAGUGAUAGAUGAACUGAAGAAGUUGAAUUGUUCGAUAGUGUUAUCUGAACAGACCAAUGGCAAGCAACUUGAUAUCAAUAUGAGGAUGCUUAUGAGAAACGAUGCUCGCAUCAUAGUUGGCACGUUCUAUGAAAGAAGAGCAAGACUGAUAUUCUGUCAGGCCUACAAGUCAGGACUAUAUGGACCUCGUUAUGUAUGGCUUCUGAUAGGUACAUACAGCCAUCGAUGGUGGGCAGUGCCAGACAAGAAUCUCAAGUGUACGCAAGAAGAAAUGAAAAAGGCUAUUGCGUAUUCGUUUAUAUUCAACAACCAGAUAUAUUUAGGCGACGAUGAGCAAGGGAACGCAAGGCGUGCCAUUUCUGGAGUGACUCGAGCAGAGUACCACAAGCAGUACACGACAUAUCUAAAGUUCUUGAACAUCACCAAGCCACCCAACAUCACAGCCUACACAUAUGACGCUGUGUGGGUCAUUGCUUCAGCUCUCAACCAGUCACUCCCCUUGAUAAAUGCCAACAAAGAAAUAUCUGGAAACGCUUCGUACCAAGAUCAAAGAAUGACGAAAAUACUCGUGUCUACUAUACAGAAGAUCAAUUUUGAAGGGAUAACGGGUGAGGUAGCUUUCUUUGAGGAUGGUGAUCGUUACGAUGGAGUGGUCGAAAUACUUCAGCACGACCCCGAUGGACAAGCAGUAGCGGUGGGAUUUUAUUAUCCAAAACAGCGUAAACUAAAGCUGGUUGGAAAAGGAAACGUGUGGCCAGGCGGUAAGCGUCCUGUAGACCGAACUGUUGUGAUGCAAGAGUUUGUCAAGAUACCACUAUGGCUGUAUGCUUUUGUUUGUAUGCUCAGCAGUCUUGGCAUCGUCUUGGGGCUGGUUUUUCUUGCGUUUAACGUCAAGUUUAGACACAAAAGGUAUAUUAAGCUAUCAAGUCCAAACCUGAAUAACGUCAUCAUCAUUGGGUGUAUAAUGGUCUAUUCUACUAUAUUUCUGUAUGGUCUGGAUGGCAGAGUUUCGGAAAGAGCAUAUUCUUUCGCCUGUAGAGCGAGAUUCAGUCUUCUAUCAUUGGGUUUCACUGUUGGAUUCGGCGCCAUGUUUUCUAAAACCUGGAGAGUGCAUCAGAUCUUUAUCAGUAACGUAAAGAGAGUAAAAAAGGUAGUGAGAGAUAAAGAAUUGUUUAGUCUCCUGGCUGUGAUUGUGUGUAUCGACGUCUUUCUUCUCAUUCUGUGGAUGGUGCUUCACCCCCCAAGCAGACAAGUCAUCGUCAUUAAUGGCGUUAGAAGGAUCUCUCGAAAUCGUGACUAUGAAAUCGUUUUGUGUCGUGAAGAAUGUCGAGGUCCCCACUCGYUACCUUGGUUAGUCACGUUUUACGCCUUCCACAGUCUUCUUCUUGUCUUUGGUUUAUUUUUGGCCUUCGAGACGCGCAAGGUAUCGGUCCCAGUACUAAACGACUCCAAGUUUAUUGGGAUCAGCGUAUAUAACGUGGUUCUUCUAUGUGCUAUUGGGGUACCUUUGUCACAUGUGUCCAGCAGUGAACCCGCGGCUGGUUUUACUCUUAUCUGUGCUGUUAUUCUAUUUUGUACAACCGUCACACUCAGCGUGCUCUUCAUUCCUAAGGUUAUUCAGAUGUGGAAGGAUCCUAAUGGGAACCCUCUUCAGGGGACUAUGCUGUCCACCAGGGGACACCACGGACGAGAGGCCAGUACAUCAGCAACAUGUGAUAAUUUCACUGAAAGGCAUGCGAGACUUGAAGCAGAAAUCCUUGUGCUUAAGCAGGAGAAUCAUAAGCUAAAAAGCAAGCUUUCAGUUUUCAACGACGAUGAACCAACAAACGACACUAUGGUAGAAAGACUCAGCCCUGUGGACAUCCAUUUUAAUAAAAAAUAUCCAAAUCGGCUUAGCCACAGACAGAAAUCCUUACGCUAUGUAUUUGCCAAGAAACAAGAUCAAAAUAACUCGACAAAAACUAACAGAAAUAACGAGAAUAGGCAUCGAAAUUUCGCCACAUCACCGCACAAUGUACCUAUUCGAAAACAAGGUGGGACACGUGAUUCAGAACUGACCUACCGAGGAGAUAACAUGUUUGAGGGUCAAAAUUCUUUACGUGAGCGAUCACAAACAAACUGUUCAGUUUUAAAGGAACAUGAAGACCCAUCCGAGCUGAAACGCAGCAAUAGUUUACCAUCUAGUUCCAUUCAUUCAAUUAACCACGUACGGGUACAUUUACAGUCUCCUGAAGGUUUAGAAGAGAAGGACAGUAGCGAUAGCGCCUUGGAAUUGCAUCAGAAAACAUGUCUGAAAAAUGGAAAAUUGAAUUCUGUUUCCAACGGUCGUGAUGGGAAAAAGUGUACGCCUUGUGCGAAGAAGAUAGACUGUCAGGAACACGACAAAAAGACAAAUGGCUAUGGUCUACGCGUGUACUGUGUCAAGACAACCUGUUGAUUGGGCACUAGAUAUAAUUUAUAGAAAACACAGAGUAUAUAAAAAUGUACCCUGGCGUACCGUGCCAGGCUUUGACAGUUAAGUUUACGAGCACUUUAAUUGCCGGGAUGAUCAGUGUUCUUGUGCCGGCAUGCAUAUAAGAGUGGUUUUUGCAAGAGCUGGAAGCCGUGUUACCGGCCGCCGUGUUCUUGAAGCUCAUGGUUGAACCUGUUGAUUGGGCACUAGAUGUAAUAUAUUGAAAACAUAGAGUAUUUAAGGAUGUGCCCUGGCGUACCGUGCCAGGCCUUGACAUUUAGGUUUACGAGCAUUUUGAUUGCCGGGAUGAUCAGUUUUCUUGUGCCGGCAUGCAUGUAAGAGUGGUUUUUGCAAGAGCUGGAAGCCGUGUUACCGUAUAGUAACCGUGUUUUUGAAGCUCAUGGUAGUUAAGACAUUUCGCUGUUGCGGUAUCUUGUACCGUGUACGUACUGUAAGUGAUCAGACUCAUGCAUGCAUUUUACCGGCACAAAUACAAAAGCUGCUUGAUCAGGUUUUCUCGAUUCGCACCGUARCCCGGCGUGCCGCGUGGCGUAAUGUUUUCAUAGAACAAGAAGAAUCUUGCAAAAAUCAACUUUAGCUAUAUAUCAUUAGCAUACGUACAUAAAUAUGAAAUAAAGACUUCACUACGAUUUAUAUCCUGUUACA